UUUCAAUGUUAUUUCGUCGCAAAGCCGGAGUCACAUUGCCACUGGAGUUGGAUUUUAGCAUGGGAAUGAGGAAGUAUCAGGUUUUUUUCACUGAUGACCGUGGGGCUCUCUCGGUUUUUCGGUGUAAUCUGGGUAGGUACAUGCUAGCGGCCAAGGAAAAGGUUUCAGGUGCGAAGAUGGGGACGGAGGUGCACUUAGAGACGGAGGCUUCUUUAGUGCGGAAGAUGAAAGAGAAGGCUGUGGUGGAGCCGUGCUCCCAUACCAGGCAGAGAGACGUUCAUGAUAUGCUAGUGAGGCCUGCUGCGGGGGCCGACUCGGCGAGGGAUUCGGGUUCCACGUUAUUACCAGCGGUGGUUGAGCACUGCUCCCACGGUGGGGCCGAGGCGAGGAUUCCGAUUGCUUGGGAUGCUGCUCGUUCGACCGACGGUCCCUCUGAGGUCCAGGGGAGGACUGAUGGUUCUUGGAGGACUCGGUCUCCCGAGCGUAAACCGGCAACGAGUGCAAAGUGGGUGAAGUCACUGCGUACGACCGACUGACGUGUUGAGCGUGGGAAUGUUCGUCAGUCUGUGCCGCUGGAACAGGUUAAGGUUGCUCCACGUGGCAACCUGGCUGCGUCCGAGGUUAGUGAGGGGCAGGUUAAGGAUGGGGUGGAGCAUGUUAAGGAAGGAGGGGAACAUCUUAAGGUUGUGAAUGCUUCGAGACUGAGAAUGAGGGAGAGCGAUGUUCCGUUGGACCAGGUUAACAAUAGUGCUGGGCCUCAUUCGAUGGGCUUAGGUGAGGUGAGGGGAGGCAGGUCUAGGAGGCCCAAGUUUAAUUUGCUGAGGAUCCAAUUGCCCUCCUUGUGGGGCCUUUUUCCCACUCGGCCCAAGACCCGCAUGCUCACUUUGAUUUGGACCCUAGAGACCCUUUAUUAAUUUGUGAUGUGGGCCACCAAGUGAGCCAGUAUCCGAGGUAUAAUGUUGUGGUGGAUUCAAGGGGGAUUCUGGCAUUAGGAGACAAUGAUUCUUCUGGAUCGUGGGAUCCUCAGGUGGGGGUUGUGCAUUUUUCUCUCACUAAGUUAAAGGAGAUGAAUUUUAAAGAUAUUUCUGCUGCCCCUACUUUGGAACCCCCACACGGCUUCAUGUGGAAAUUUCUCUCGGGGUUUGGGCUCUUGUACCAAGUGAUGUUCCUAUUGAUUCUGGUGGGCCCAGUGGAGAUGAGUUAUUGUAUGAGGGGGAGGGAGAGGAUGGAUCUGAUGUUCGCUCGACAGAUGCUUUAUCACAGGGUGUUGAUGUAGAGUCGGAUGACUCUGUUACUGAGUUUGAGAGGAACCUUAGAGAGCUCUUGCCAAGGUUUCAAGGAGGCAACAAUUCUGCUAUACAAGAGCAAGCUACAAGACCUAGGAAAAGUGAAAGGCCAAAAAAACCUUCGUCACGUUUCACUGAGGAUGCUGGGUACUUGACUAAACUACCGAAAUCGUCCAAGAAGAAAUUAGCUGGGGCGGAUGAAGCGAAAGGUACUAGCUCUAAACCGUUGUUUAUUUCUGAUUGGUCUAAUGUGCAAAUUACUAGUUAUUGUGAUGCAUGCGAUAUUUCCUUUAUUGAGUCAGUAAAUGAUUGUGUGAAUCAUAUUCGUUCGUUAGAAAUGUCCCAUACUUUAACCAGUGAAGGUCCGGCGGUAAACCCCCCUGGAGGUUGAGAGAACUAGACUGUUGUUGAUGAAUAUUAUUAAUUGGAAUGUUAGGGGCUGGGUAGGCCAGCGAAGCGAUUUCUAGUUAAAGAAUUUUUGCAUUUACAUUUUGUCGACAUAUGUUGCUUACAAGAAACGAAACUUGAGAUGAUUCAGCCGGCUAUCUGGAGGGAUAUUGGGGGAACUAGCCUUGAUAAGUUUGUAUUUGUUCCGGCAAAGGGGUCGACUGGGGGUAUUGUUAUAGGCUGGAAUAGUGCAUUGUAGACUGGUGCGUUGGUUCAAGUUGGGGAGUUUAGCAUGACGGUGGAUUUUGUAGCAAAGAAGGAUAACUUUAGAUGGCGAUGUACACGGUAUAUGGCCUGACUGAGAGAUCUCGUAGGUUGGAGUUCUGGGAAGAGAUAAUCUGUACCAUAGGUGAUACUGGGGUGCCAUGGGUUAUCUGUGGGAACUUUAAUGCGAUCUUUAGUGUGGAAGAUAAACCCUCUGGUAACAUCAAUUGGGAGGAUUUCCGGCACGCCAACACCUUUUUGACUGAAUUGGA
Molecule: messenger RNA, 2209 nt
Organism: Dioscorea cayenensis subsp. rotundata (Guinea yam)
Lineage: Eukaryota; Viridiplantae; Streptophyta; Magnoliopsida; Dioscoreales; Dioscoreaceae
Exons: 2
Coding region: 6-536 (176 amino acids)
Source: RefSeq, a predicted model, not a curated record